CUCCUUCCCACCCUCAUCGGCUUCAGCAACAUCCAUCUCUGCACCGGGACGCACAACGGAGAGGCUGUGGGGGGAAAAACGACAGCAGGAAGGAUAGUCAUACAAGCUGUACUACGCGGAAAAGACGGUCGGUGUUGCACAAAGCCACUAACAACCCGCUGCCCUUCAAUAUUUAAAGUGGACACCGCGGCGGGUACUCCAGGGGUCCUACAUGGCUGUUAGAGCUGCAAAGUGAUGCAUCCUGCAGGACUGUGCGGACAAUAAAAUGAUUUAACCUUCGCCGUGGAGAAAGCCGUUCGGUCCCGUUGAUGCGAACAGAGAGCAUGAAGUUUGCGGUUGCGGUGUUGUGGUUCUCCUUGGCUCUCAGCAAAGCUACUAUUGAAGCUCCAGAGGAGUUUGUCUCCCUGGCGGAAAUGGAGGAUGCCUUGUUGAGGAACCUUUUCAGGGGCUACCAGAAGUGGGUGCGGCCUGUUCAGCAUGCCAACGACACUAUUACUGUUCGCUUUGGACUCAAGAUCUCACAGCUGGUUGAUGUGGAUGAAAAGAACCAGUUGAUGACUACUAAUGUCUGGCUAUGGCAGGAGUGGGUUGAUGUGAAGCUCAAGUGGAACCCAGAUGACUACGGUGGUAUCACCUCCAUCAGAGUGCCUUCAGAGACUAUAUGGCUGCCCGACAUUGUUCUCUAUGAAAAUGCGGAUGGCCGCUUUGAAGGUUCCCUGAUGACCAAAGCCAUUGUGCGUUGGGAUGGCACCAUAACAUGGACGCCCCCUGCCAGCUACAAGUCCUCCUGCACCAUGGACGUUACCUUCUUCCCUUUUGACCGGCAGAACUGCUCCAUGAAGUUUGGCUCCUGGACCUACGACGGAAAUAUGGUAGACCUGGUGUUGGUGGAUCACCAUGUGGACCGCAAGGACUUCUUUGACAAUGGUGAAUGGGAGAUCCUCAACGCCACAGGAGUGAAGGGGAGCAGAAGGGAUGGGGUGUACUGGUACCCAUUUGUGACAUACUCCUUCAUACUCAAGAGGUUGCCCUUGUUCUACACCCUCUUCCUCAUCAUCCCGUGCCUGGGCCUGUCGUUUCUCACCGUGCUGGUGUUCUAUUUGCCAUCGGAUGAAGGGGAGAAGCUGUCACUUUCCACGUCUGUGCUGGUGUCACUCACUGUGUUCCUUCUGGUCAUAGAGGAGAUCAUCCCCUCGUCCUCCAAGGUGAUCCCUCUAAUCGGAGAGUACUUGCUCUUCAUCAUGAUCUUCGUCACCUUCUCCAUCAUUGUCACCGUCUUCGUUAUCAACGUCCAUCACCGGUCCUCGGCCACGUACCACCCCAUGGCCCCAUGGGUAAAGAGUCUCUUCCUGCAGAGACUGCCCAGAUUGCUGUGUAUGAGGGGGCACACUGACAGAUACCACUACCCAGACAUUGAGAUGCGCAGCCCAGAGCUAAAACCCCGUGGAGGGCCAGGGAGGAGGGGAAUGCCUGGCCACGGCACUGGCCAGCAGAGAGGACCCACCGGGGGGAUGGAAGAUGAGAACCAUGCCUGGCUGGCCAUGCUGGAGAAAGCCACCAGUUCAGUGCGCUACAUCAGCAGACACAUCAAGAAGGAGCACUUCAUCCGAGAGGUGGUUCAGGACUGGAAGUUUGUGGCUCAGGUGUUGGACAGGAUCUUUCUCUGGGCUUUCCUCACAGUGUCAGUAUUGGGAACCAUCCUCAUCUUCACCCCUGCCCUACAGAUGUACCUCAGCACACCACCGUGAACAUAGACACACACACACACACACACACACACACACACACAGAGACGCGUGCACACACACACACACACACACACAGACAAGUGCACAGACACACACAUAGACAAACUGUUGCUCUCCAGCAGUUCUUUCUCAAGUCUAGUUUUGUCUUUUACUGUGAUUUAUUGAUAUAGCUCAAUCAAACAUUUAUAUCAAAUGUUUCUAUCAUAGAUACAAGCUCAAAAUACAAAGUCUCACUUACCUACUUUAUAACAUACAUUUGCUACUGAAAGCUGUUUUGGUUGAAACAUGUCACUCAUUGUAGGAUACUUUCACAGGAGUGCAAAGGUCUUGAAGCAAUAAGCAGCUUGUGGUAUGUCUGUGUAUGACUUGAAUGUCCAUAUAUUGAUAUUUGUGAUGCUUUAUGAACAUUUGCAAUGAUACAUAGAUUUAAAGUCAAUGUAUCCACGGGAGCAACCCAGCAUAUGCACAAUAUCCAUCCAAAAAUAUUCAGUAGUUAUUAUUCCACGUGCACCAUAUUCGUCCAGCCGGCUGUAUUUGUGGUUUAUGCUGUAGUGACGAUGAUAAUAAAAAGCCAUCAAAUCAUU
This is a messenger RNA of Myripristis murdjan (pinecone soldierfish), 2332 nucleotides long. RefSeq names its product cholinergic receptor nicotinic beta 3 subunit a (gene chrnb3a). Gene Ontology annotation, biological process: monoatomic ion transmembrane transport. Gene Ontology annotation, cellular component: postsynaptic membrane. Lineage: Eukaryota; Metazoa; Chordata; Actinopteri; Holocentriformes; Holocentridae. The transcript has 8 exons. Bases 309 to 1748 code for a protein of 479 amino acids. Gene Ontology annotation, molecular function: transmembrane signaling receptor activity; acetylcholine-gated monoatomic cation-selective channel activity. The record is from RefSeq and is a predicted model, not a curated record.